AUGGCAAUCACACUGUGCAACUACAAGUUUCCUCAGAUCACAUAUGGAUGUGCUCCACUGAUGAACAAGGAAACAGAAGGACAUUUUGUCAACUGGAUGUUCCCAGAUGAGAUCACCAGUUUAAAGGAAUACUACAUUUACUGUUGCAUUUUGGUUGGACCUGGGAUGAAAGACAGAGACAUUUUCAUGCGUUUGCUUCUCCUGGUGUUCCUGGUGAAGAAAAUAGAGACUCUGAGCUGCCCUGCAAGUGAUGCUUUACUUGUUCCACAUGAGUGGUACCAACCUGGUGACCUCGUCAUUGGUGGGAUGGUGUCCCACAUCAUUUACAACCUUUAUGAAAUUAACUUUGAGGAAUAUCCUUGUGUAACCUCUUAUGAUAUACCAAAUGUCAUAACCAAAUUCUACCAGCACGUCCUCGCCUUGGCCUUUGCUGUGAAGGAGAUCAAUGAGGACUCCCAGAUCUUACCCAAUGUCACUCUUGGGUUCCACAUCUAUGACAGUUACAACAACCCAAGGUUGACCUACCACACCACUCUGGACCUGCUUUUCAAAUCCCAGGAAUUUGUUCCUAACUACAAAUGUGAUAGCCAGAAGAAUCUCAUGGCUAUUAUUGGAGGACUAGGUUUUGAUACAUCAUUUUAUAUAGCUGAAAUUAUAAGAUUCUUCAAGAUUCCACAACUAUCCUACGGCUCAUUAGUCCAAGAGGAAUUUCAGACCAGUAAGCUUUCUUCACUUUAUUUCAUGGUCCCCGAAGAGGACCAUCAGAACAUUGGGAUUGUCCAACUGCUUCGCCAUUUCAGGUGGACUUGGAUCGGAAUAUUUUCUGUUGAUAAUAUCCACGGAGAAAACUUCUUACAGAAAAUGCAGCCCUUGCUUUCACAGAACGGAAUCUGCUCAUCGUUUAUACAGAGGCUUUCGCAAGGGGUCCACGUGGAAGAAUUCCACACAGUUGAUCGAAGGCUGUCACUUACUUCUUUUCGUUUGUUGAAUAGCAAAGCCAACACAUUUCUUGUCUAUGGAGAAUCCAGGAGCAUUACAGAGCUAACAUUUGUAAGAUUUCUGAUCGAUCCCGAAAGCAAGGAACCUGCAUUAUUUGGAAAGGUGUGGAUCAUGACUGCCCAGUUUGAUUUUGUACUAUCAGGCACUCAAAUCACAUUGGAUCUCAGCAUGUACAAUGGGGCUGUUUCCUUCACCGUUCAUUCAACAGCAGUCGCAGGGUUCAAGGAAUUUCUUCAGACCAUCAAUCCUCUUUCAGUCUACAGAGAUGUGUUUCGGCAGGAUGUUUGGGAACAAGCAUUUGAUUGUUCUUUUUCAAAGCCAGAGUUACAAGAAACACACAGUAGGAAGUGCACUGGGGAGAUGAAGCUGGAAGAUCUUCCAUCACCUGUCUUUGAAAUGGAAAUGACUGGCCAAAGCUACAGUGUCUACAAUGCUGCUUAUGCUGUGGCUCAUGCUUUGCAAGCUCUACACAUGUUGAGGUUCAAUAGGAGGAAAACCAUGAUAGGCAAAACACCUGAUGUUCCACAGCUGCAGCCUUGGCAGCUCCACCCAUUUCUUCAAGGCAUUGCUUUUAACAAUUCAGCUGGGGAGAGAGUUUUCCUGAAUGAGAAAGGGGAAGCAACAGGUGGAUUCGACAUCACCAACCUGAUCACUUUUCCAAACAGAUCCUUUCAGAGAGUUCUACCGGUUUCUCGAUGCAAUGACCCUUGUUUCCCUGGAUAUUGGAAGAAAGGGAUUGAGGGGGAUCAGUUCUGCUGCUAUGACUGUGUUCCAUGCCCAGAAGGGAAGAUUUCAAAUCAAAAUGAUAUGGAAGAUUGCUUUGAAUGUUCAGAAGAUCAAUAUCCAAAUAAAGAAAAGAAAGGUUGUAUCCUGAAACUGUUGGUCUUUCUAACUUUUGAAGAAACCUUAGGAAUUGUUUUAGCCUCAGCAGCUCUUUGUUUCUUCUUCUUGACAUCUUGGGUACUUGGAACUUUCAUUAAGCACCAAGAUACUCCCAUUGUCAAAGCCAACAACAGGUCCCUCACCUACACCCUCCUUGUAUCUCUUCUGCUCUGUUUUCUCUCCUCUUUGCUCUUCCUCAGCCAACCUGGCAAAGUGACCUGCUUUCUCCGGCAACCAACUUUUGGCAUCACCUUCUCAGUGGCCAUUUCUAGUGUACUGGCCAAAACCAUAACUGUGGUUGUGGCUUUCAUGGCCACUAAACCAGGAUCUCAGAUGAGGAAGUGGGUGGGGAAAAGAUUGGCUUUUUCUAUUGUCCUCUCAUGCUCCCUCUUACAAGUAUGUACGUGUAUACUUUGGUUGUCAACAUCUUCCCCAUUCCCUGAGUUGGACAUGCACUCAGAGCUCCAAGAAAUGAUUUUGCAGUGCAAUGAGGGGUCAGCUUUCUUCUAUUGUGUCUUGGGCUACAUGGGUAUUUUGGCCAUUGCCAGCUUUAUUGUGGCUUUCCUUGCCCGUAAAUUACCCGACAGCUUUAACGAAGCCACGUUCAUCACCUUCAGCAUGUUGGCCUUUUGCAGUGUGUGGAUCUCCUUCUUUCCAGCCUAUAUGAGCACAAAAGGAAAAGCCAUGGUAGCUGUGGAGGUCUUCUCCAUCUUGGCCUCCAGCACUGCAUUACUGGGAUGCAUAUUCCUCCCAAAAUGCUACAUCAUUGUUUUUCGCCCUAACCUCAACCACAGGGAGCAACUCACAAAGAGAAAAUAG
Molecule: messenger RNA, 2700 nt
Organism: Thamnophis elegans (Western terrestrial garter snake)
Lineage: Eukaryota; Metazoa; Chordata; Lepidosauria; Squamata; Natricidae
Product: vomeronasal type-2 receptor 26-like
Exons: 8
Coding region: 1-2700 (899 amino acids)
Biological process (GO): G protein-coupled receptor signaling pathway
Cellular component (GO): membrane
Molecular function (GO): G protein-coupled receptor activity
Source: RefSeq, a predicted model, not a curated record